AUGAAAGACACUCCACUGAAAAAAGUUCUUCAAAUAUGCAAUCAAACUGUAAAGUUUUCAUUAACACCAAAUAGAUUGGCAACAAUCGAGACACCACCACCAAAACUUGCUCCUCGUGCACCUGUAACUAGAGAUUGGGAUAUACAAAAAUCACAUUCUAAAACUCCCAAAGAUAAUAAUGAGUUUGAUGUCAUAAAUGGAAAACGUUCACAAAAAGAAGAAAGUUUAUAUGAUUUCUUGAAAAACACUAGCCCAGAAGAUGUUUUUGGCGAUCCACAUUCACGUAAAAUUAAAAACAAAGGGUCAAAAAAUGAUAUCUUAUCAAAAAGAUACGGUAAACCUUUGGAUAAAUUGGAUCCACUUUCUGAAAAACCUACAAGCCCUCCUUCGCUUGGUAGUAAUCCUCGUUAUAUUCCUUUAAUUCCUUCGGAAAAAUCAUCACCUGGUUCACCUUUUUCACCAUUGUCACCAAUAUCAACUGCUAAUUCAUUAAAUACAAAACAUUCAUCGUCAUCAUUACAUCGUAUUAAAUCUUUGGAACGGAUGAUUUCUAUUAAAAACGAUAAUGGGAAUAUCAAUAAAAACAGAAAUACUCAUGCUUUAAAUAAAUUCCAAAAUGACUCAAGUAAAAGAAGAAAACACCAGGCUCAAGAUUUAAUAGACUUUUUGAACACAACACCGCCAAGUGAAAAAACUACUUUUCCUGACUCUCUUAAAGAUCAUCCAGAUUCAAAUAAUACAAGUGGCAAAAAAACCAAGUUAAGAAGAUUGUUUUCAAAAUUGCGAAAUAAGCCAUCAUCUGGACAUCCAAAUUCGCAUCACAUUACAUCAAAUUCAAAUAAUCCGGCGUUUGUAAGCGCUUCAGCCAGUUCACUAACAUCUACUGCCGCUUUGGUCAAUAGACAAAGAGCUAAAUAUAUUAAAAUAGAAAUUCCACCUCUUCCUCUUAAAGAUACUAGCGGACAAACCAGCUUUGAUCAGCUUGGUGUUCAAAGUAAAUAUGUACCUAAAGCGAUAUCAACAAGUAGUUUACCAUACGAUCCAAAUAAUCCAAACAAUACAAACACUGGUGCUAAUUCUCUAGUUAAAGUUUCAACUGCAUUUGAUAGCAAUUAUCGAACCGAAAACUCUUCAAAUUCUGUUGUUUCUACUACUUUAUCUUCACCACCAUCUUCACUACCAACUUCACCAUCAACUUCACCAUCUUCUUCUCCAUCAUCUUCAUUACCAUCUUCAUUAUCAUCACCAUUAUCACCAUUUUCAUUACCAUCGCCAUCUUCAUUAUUAUCACCAUCUUCAUCAUCAAAACCAUUCCCUACACCAUUCAAUGCCAUUAACAACAACAAUGUCUUUGAUAUUUCUAAUAAUCAAAAUACAACAAAUUUGAAUCCUAACAAGUUGUCACUCCAAAGGAAAAGUAAAACAAAAACUUUACCACAACCACCAACGAAUGAUAAAGAAUCCUCCAAAAUUACUGAAACAAAAGAAACUGUCGUUAGAUCGAUUGUUGGAAUAGCAAUUGAACCAAUCGCCAAACCAACAAUUGAACCAAUCGCCAAACCAACAAUUGAACCAAUCGCCAAAUCAACGAUAGAACCAAUCGCCAAAUCAACGAUUAAACCAAUCGCCAAACCAACGAUUGAACCAAUCUCCAAACCAACGAUUGAACCAAUCGCCAAAUCAACGAUUGAACCAAUCGCCAAACCAACGAUUGAACCAAUCGCCAAACCAACGAUUGAACCAAUCUCCAAACCAACGAUUGAACCAAUCGCCAAACCAACGAUUGAACCAAUCGCCAAACCAACGAUUGAACCAAUCUCCAAACCAACGAUUGAAUCAAUCUCCAAACCAACGAUUGAACCAAUCUCUGAACCAACGAUUGAACCAGUCAUUAAACAAAAUGUUGAAAAUAACAAUAAUGACGAUGAAAACGUUAUUGGUGAGUUGAAUAAAGAGGUAACAGAAGAAAAGAUUGCACCGGUAGAAAUUAAAGUUCAAGAAAUUGAAGAGGAAAUUGAAGUUUCUGUUGUUAGUUUGACAGAAGAUGAGGAAAGAGAAGAAGGUAUUGUAGUUGAAUGGUUGUUGGGAACUUGUCUUACUUAUAAAAGUAUCAGAGACCCUAUAGAUUUAGUUCAAGAUGAAGGAAGCAAUGUUGAAAGUGAUAGCGAUGAUGAUGUAUUUGUUGACCCUCAAGAAAUCGACUAUAUUGAUGAUAAUGUUACUAAUGGAAAUAACUCUAUAAAAAUGGGAGCAUAA
Messenger RNA from Entrophospora candida, 2256 nucleotides. Lineage: Eukaryota; Fungi; Glomeromycota; Glomeromycetes; Entrophosporales; Entrophosporaceae. The record is from the annotation of a GenBank genome assembly.